Messenger RNA from Naegleria gruberi, 1255 nucleotides. RefSeq lists its product as uncharacterized. NCBI's taxonomy places the organism in Eukaryota, Heterolobosea, Eutetramitea, Acrasida, Naegleriidae. Bases 1 to 1233 code for a protein of 410 amino acids. The transcript is spliced from 2 exons. The record is from RefSeq and is a predicted model, not a curated record.
AUGAACGUUUCCAAGCAAUUACUUGCUCUCUUGCUCGUCGCCUUGUUCGCAACUAUUGCAGUCUCUGCUCAAGUUACUGAACAAGCUGAUCAAGAAUUGUCAAUUUUCUUCAAGAAUUUCUUGAAACAACAACCAGCUGUUGUUGAAGAACAAGCUGAUUUGGUUCUUUCCCCUGCUCUCAUCAAGAGAUUGAUUCGUACUCCUGCUAACUACAUUUUGACUGAUGAAGAAUUGGCUGACAAGUCAUUCUGGAAGAAGGCUUUGAAGGUUGUCGGUGAAAUUGGAAAGGCUGCCAUCAAGGAUUACGUCAACAAGAACUGGGAUGAAAUUCCAGAAGAAGAAGCUGAUCUCAAAUUGGGUAAAUUGUUCAAGGCUGUUCUCCCAUACUUGAAGGAAGGUGCUAAACAAUAUAUUAAUAACAACUGGGAUGCUGAAGAAAUGGCUGACAAGAAGUGGUCUGAAGUCAUCAAGACCAUUUUGCCAUACAUCAAGGCUGGUGUUAAGAACUACAUUGCUAACAAUUUCGACGAAGAAGCUGAUAAAAAGUUUUUCAGUUCAAUCUGGAAGGUUGUUAAGGAUAUCGGAAAGAAUGCUGCCAAGGAUUAUGUCAAUCAAAACUGGGAUGAAGAAAUGGAAUUGUCUGACAAAUUCUGGGGUAAGGUCUGGAAGGUUGUUAAGGAUAUCGGAAAGGGUGCUGUCAAGUCAUAUGUCAACCAAAACUUUGACUCUGCUGCUGAUGCUCAAAAGCUCAAGUUAGGUAAGAUCUGGAAGAAGGUUUUGCCAUACAUCAAGUCUGGUGUUAAGGAAUAUAUUAACAACAACUGGGACCAAAAUGAAGAAAUGUCUGACCUCAAGCUCGGUAAGAUCUUCAAGAAGGCCGUUGGUAUUGCUAAGGGUUUGGGUAAGGCUUAUUUGACCUCUCAAUUCGGUAUUCCAUUGGAAGAUAUGCCACAAUCUGACAAGUUCUUGAAGAAGAUCUGGAAGGUUGUUCGUGAUGAACUCAAGAAGACUGGUAAGGAAUAUCUUAAGAACCUCGUUUCUGCUUCUGCUGAAUACCAAGAAGAAGCUGAUGCUGAAAUCAAAUUCAAGGAAAUUUUGCGUGCUGCUCUCCCAUAUUUGAAGGAAGGUGUUAAGGGUUAUAUUAAUAACAACUGGGACGAAGAAGCUGAUAAGAUUGAUUAUGAAAAGCUCUUCAGAAUUGCUUUGCCAUAUCUCAGAAGACAAAUUGAUUAAAUUGAUUGUUAACUUUGGUAAU